Molecule: messenger RNA, 1829 nt
Organism: Linum tenue
Lineage: Eukaryota; Viridiplantae; Streptophyta; Magnoliopsida; Malpighiales; Linaceae
Source: the annotation of a GenBank genome assembly
UUGGCGCUUCAAAUUCAAAGUUCAAACAGACAAAAAAAAAUUGGUCAGCGCGACUCAGUAGCAACUCAGUGCUCUCCAUCUUCGCCGUCUUCUCCUCUCAUCCUCAGCUUCUCCUCGGUGACCGAUUCGGUGCCGGAACAAUCGAAUUCUCAGUUCCGGGAAUUCGUCCGCUCGUCAUUCCGCUGUUGCUGCCAUUGUCUGUUUCGCGAAUUAGGGUUUCUUCUCUUUCUCUCCCUACGCGGAACCGAUUCGAAAUCUCUCUCUCUCUCCUCGUCGCUUCGUCUCUUGUCGAAAAUGCCGAAGCGGAAAGCUAAGAGGAACGUGAAGAAAGCUGUGCCGCCGCCGCAAGAACCUGAUGGCGGCAACGAAAGUGAGCUCCCGCGAGCUGAAGAGAAGAAACCAGAGUCGUCGCUUGACCUGGAAGUUCAGCGGCAGGUUGCAGCAAUUAGGGCAAUACGCGACAUGGAGAUCGAACAUUCGCUAACUGCUUUGCGUCUGCUACGUUCGAAUUUCACUGAGGAGCAACUGGAUACCCCUGUGCUUGAGAUUUUCAAGGAGAAUUUCCCGAACCUGUCAAUAGUAAAGAGCAGCGAAGCCGGUCAGUUUGAACUCCAAUGGAAAGACAAAGGUGAUGAUUCUUCUCUGCCCCAAGUAGCUGGUGGAGAAGAAGACGUACAUGAUUCUCUUCUCCGGGGUUUGUCCAUGGCGUAUCCUAGCUGCUCUGAUGUUCCAUCUCUUGGUGCUUUUGAGUUACCUAGCCAUACAGUGACAAAAAGUGUAUUUGGUACUGAGAGCAUGCAGAUGGACGACUUUAUCUUGGAGGGUCAAUCCAAUUUCAAUAUGCUCUCGAUGCAAGAUGGUCUCCAAACACCAGGGGCUACCAGUCAGAGACUCUCUGUGGGGAUGACACCCAAAACUUUAAGACUGCCUAAGCAUGGUGAAAUGCUUCUCUCGGUUCGUGGCUCGCCCCUUGGUGUCUACAAAGAAGACAACAUGGAAGCAAUACGAGAAUCUGAAGAGGACUGAACUACUACUGCAAGUGUAUUUCGGUGUUUGGAGCUAAGAAUGCUGUGCAAUCUCAAGUUUCUAGGCUAUAUGUACAGAAAUUACAAUUGAUCUCUCCUACUACAACAAAAAAAAAAAAAUAUACUUCAUCACUCUAUAACACUAAGGAAGCUCGAGCCAUCACUCUGUUUAUCUCUGUUAACGUGAAGGAUCUCGAGUUCAUCCUGCUUCAUCAGCCAGCUUCACCUGUGUAACUGCAUUUGCUCUUGGUUUUGAAUGUUGAUGUUGGUAACUUCUCAAGCUAUUAACACCUGAACUUGACAGCUUGAUUCUAGCAUAUCAAUAACAUUGGGAAAAAGACCUAUUGUAUCCAUCUCCUAGUCCACAAGAUCAACUUCUUGCUGUAAAUUGAUCUCUUUCUAUCCUAGUUGAAUUCCUGAGCUUAAAGCAAGCUUGCUAAACAUCUUAAGACUCUUCACAGCAUUUUGCGAAUUCCGCGAUCUCCUAUUCGACACUGAAUCUUUCGCACAAGUCGGGAGAAGCAAUUAUGCUUAACUGUGUAUCUCGUUCAUGAUUUUUAUCAAACUGCUUCUGCUUGUCGAUUGAAUUAAGAAGCUUCAAGGUCCUAAUGUCUGGCUUACAACGAAAUCAUCACAUUCAGCCACAUCCAACACUUCCCUUCUCUUAACAACCCUUUGAACACCAAACUUUCAGGCAUUUGGCCUUUGCUAAAUGAUAUGCUUGAAACUGGGGAGUUCAGUUUGAAUCAUCGAUGGGUCUACAGAGAGUUGUACUGAUGAAAGGAAAACCCUUAUAUUAUUGGC